Trichoderma harzianum CBS 226.95 is the source of this 1128-nucleotide messenger RNA. RefSeq lists its product as hypothetical. Bases 1 to 1128 code for a protein of 375 amino acids. The record is from RefSeq and is a predicted model, not a curated record. NCBI's taxonomy places the organism in Eukaryota, Fungi, Ascomycota, Sordariomycetes, Hypocreales, Hypocreaceae. Gene Ontology annotation, molecular function: methyltransferase activity. The transcript is spliced from 3 exons.
AUGGACAAGGACAAGCCGGGGGACACCUCGGGCAAGCAUGGUCACGACGAAACAUCGCCUGUAGCAACACCGACCAAGAAGCCUCGCACCGCCAGUCCAGCUGAGGCGGCCGCAGGGUCAACGAGGCUUGAGCCGCUCCAGGCGCCACUCGUCACAGACCCGACGUCGGAUGCGGGCAUCGAAGCAGACGACACGGCCAGCGAUGGCGGCUACGAGUCCGAUUUGGCGUCGCGAGCGUCUACCUCGGUGUGCAGCGCCGUGCGCGACUACGAAUUCGAGAACAACAGGCGCUACCAUCGCUUUCAAGAGGGCAGGUAUCAGUUCCCCAACGACGAGCCGGAGCAGGAGAGGGAGGAUAUGAAGCAUGCUAUGGUGUUGCAUCUGUGUCAAGGCAAACUCCACUUUGCGCCGUUGGAGAACCCACAGAAUGUUUUGGACAUAGGGACAGGGACGGGCAUCUGGGCUAUCGACAUGGGAGACGAAUAUCCAGGAGCCGAGAUCACGGGCAUCGACCUGAGUCCAAUCCAGCCGCAGUGGGUACCGCCAAACGUCCGGUUCAUAGUUGACGAUGCCGAAGCAGAGUGGGUAAUUCCGGAAGCCUCUCUGGACUACAUCCAUAUACGGCAUAUGACCUCUUCAAUACGCGAUUGGCCUCUGUUGUUAUCGCGCGCAUACAAAGCCCUAAAACCUGGUGGAUGGAUCGAACUGCAAGAGCUUCAAUUCCAAGUCAAGUGCGACGAUGGAACGGUGCGCGAAGGCAACAAAGUCCAAGACUUCUUCGAGACGAUGAAGCGCGCACUAGAGAAUUUCAACGUCGACUUGCUAGCGAUGCGGCACAACAAAAAGAACGUCACCGACGGAGGCUUUGUCGAUGUCGACGAAAUACCCUUCAAAAUACCCAUUGGCACAUGGCCCAAAGACAUCAAUAUGAAAAAGUGCGGGCUCUACAACAGGAGCAUGAUUCACGAUGCGCUCUACGGUGUUGCCGUGAGGCCUUUUACGCGAGGCCUCGGAUGGACAAUAGAAGAAUUGGAACUGUAUUUAAUAGACGUGCGAAGAGAGCUAACAGACAACAGUCAGCACGGCUACACACCAUUUAAUGUGGUGAUAGGCCGAAAACCUGGAUAA